AUGGCUGCGCCUCUCCCGCCGCCGCCGUCGCCACCGCCUGCCGACCGCGGCGGGUUCCACCUCGCCAUCGUGUGCGCGCUGAAGCUCGAGGUCGACACCGUCUCGCUCCUUUUCGACGAGAUCUACGAGCGGCCGUACGGGCGCGUCGCGGGCGACAACAACCACUACUCCACGGGUCGGGUCGGAAACCAUGCCGUUGUGCUCCUGCUGCUGCCCGACAUGGGCACGCGCUCGGCCGCCUCGAGCGCGGCGGCCCUGCGUAUAGCCUACCCCAACGUCGAGCUCGCCCUAAUCGUCGGCGUCUGCGGGGGCCUGCCCCGGAUAGACGGCGACGACGCCUUUCUAGGCGACGUCGUCGUUAGUAAAAGCAUUUUCAACUACGACUUUGGCAGGCAGUAUUCGGGCGAGUUCGUCCCGAAAACAACUGUUGAAGAUACCCUUGGCCGCGCCGGUAGGAACGUCCGCAGCUUCCUGGCUUUGCUCGAAACGGAGCACCAGCUGGGCCUCCUCCAGAGGGCCGCCGCGGGAAACCUUGCCAGCCUGCGGGAGGCCGCCAAGAGCAGGAGCCGGCGAGCCGACUACAGGGCCCCCCGCAGGAGCAGCGACAGGAUCUUCGCGGCCGACUAUCCACACAGGCACCUCAGCGGCUGCGCGGCCUGCGCCGCUGAGGCGUUUUGCGAAGAGGCCGCCGGCCUGUCCUGCGCGGCGCUCGGGUGCGACGAGGACAAGCUCCUGUCGCGAAGGGACAGGCGGCCCCUAGAUUCCGUGCCCCGCAUUUUCAUGGGCAAGGUGGCGUCGGGCAACGCCGUCCUAAAGUCGGGGAAGCGCCGCGACGAGAUGGCGCGGCGGCACGACGUGGUCGCCUUCGAAAUGGAGGGGGCCGGCACGUGGGACGAGGUGCCCAGCAUCGUGGUCAAGGGCAUCUGUGACUACGCAGACAGCCACAAGAACAAGGCGUGGCAGCACUUUGCGGCCGCCACGGCCGCCGCCGUGGCCGUCGCGAUGCUCGGGCGCUACGAAGUUGCCGGGGCUGGCGGCGUAGUCCCUGGCGCGGCGGCCGAGGAUCUGUCGCGGCAAACGCCGGACCGGACCGCGGGCAGCGUCCAGAACCUCUCGGUCGACAACCAUUCGAUUGGCAGCCACUUGGUCAAUAACCACACAACAGAGGAUCUCACGGCAUUGGAGCACAACAAGGUCUCUGGCCAUCUCCUUCAGGGGCUCAAUUUUCAAGGGGGCGGGAACGUUUUCAACUUUGGAGGCAAGUGA
Gaeumannomyces tritici R3-111a-1 is the source of this 1266-nucleotide messenger RNA. RefSeq lists its product as hypothetical. The transcript has a single exon. Gene Ontology annotation, biological process: nucleoside metabolic process. Gene Ontology annotation, molecular function: catalytic activity. Lineage: Eukaryota; Fungi; Ascomycota; Sordariomycetes; Magnaporthales; Magnaporthaceae. Bases 1 to 1266 code for a protein of 421 amino acids. The record is from RefSeq and is a predicted model, not a curated record.